Molecule: messenger RNA, 1322 nt
Organism: Lepisosteus oculatus (spotted gar)
Lineage: Eukaryota; Metazoa; Chordata; Actinopteri; Semionotiformes; Lepisosteidae
Cellular component (GO): plasma membrane
Source: RefSeq, a predicted model, not a curated record
AGGGAUAGACGUCCCCUUACAGUACAUGUUCUACAUGAAGAAGCGCUUAGCUUACAUUGCUAGUUUAAUGUCAGACUGGCUGCCAGGUGUAAAUCUAUGUGUAUAAUAAAGAUCUAGAAAGUGGUUCCCUGGUGCUAGUGACCCACACACCUGCUGGUUGUCAUUUUAUUUCGGAACAAACCGUCAUAUGUCCCCAUGGGAGGCGGAUCUGCGGUUUUUAAUGGGCUUCCCCACCUGGAAGAUAGAAUGCAGAGCCCAGCGUUUUUUGCUGAAAUGGCCUUUUUGGAGAAGCUUCAUUGGUUGUGAAGGGACGCCAGGAUGAGGCGCAGGGUGUUUCUGAGCCUCUGCCUGCUGCAAGGAGCUCUGUGUACAAUCAACGUUACUCAAUAUCCACGUUUUGUGAUGGCUGAAGUUGGCAAAAAUGUCACCAUGAACUGCAAAUUUUCCUACACCAACGAAACUGUAUCCCGGCCAAUCCUAUACUGGUACAUCAAUGAGGAUGAGUACAUAUUUCCCCAUACAGCAGAGCAGUACAAGAACCGGGUAGUGCAGGCAGGCGAUGGAACACCCCACAAUAAAUCUGUGCAGCUUCAGCAGGUCCAGCUGGAGGAUACCAACACCUACUACUGCAUGAUGUCCUACAUCAUGAACAACACUUCGCCUGUGAGGACUAGGAGCCGUCUUGGAGUACAACUGUUUGUUCAUGGGCCUCUUAACUUCUUUAUGAUGUCGGAAAAUAAUUCAGAACUCUGCUGUGAGAUACGAGUGCCCUCCGUGGACAAUGUACGCCUCUCACUGCUUCAGAAUGGAACAGAGGUGCAAACGUACUUUAAUGCAACUCGGAAUGGAACGGAAUUCGUCCUGUCCACACGCUUCCAGGUGGUGUCCCAAGAGACGCUGAUGUUCGAGUGCCGGCUGAAGUAUCGUGACUGCUUCCAUACAACGCAGAUCCUUCGUCAGAAGCCACAGCGCCUGGAGCCCCAGCAUCCUCUCAUCCUGUAUACCUUCAUCCUGCUGUUUCCUUUCUGCACCCUCCUCCUCAUCCUCUCCAUCUUUCUGGCGAGAAGCAAGUACCAGACUCUGUGCUGAACGCUUCAGGCACGAGAGGCUCAGCCCCUCAGAGCUCCAGAGAACAGGCCUGGGCGUCUCUCCUGUAGAAUGGGUAGAAUUGACACCGCAGGCCCAAGAUUGUGGAGAAACACUAGAAAUAUGGCUGAUCCAUGUUCUUGUAUUUUAAAAAAUACUAGUGAUCUUUGUGCUCUCUUCAUUGAAGAACUAGGAGCAAGUAAUCCUUGUUUUUUUUAAAUAAAACAACGCAGGUA